AUGAGAAACCAGCUGAUGGACCUGAUCCGCGAGACCCGGGCCCCGGAGCCCAAGAGGAAAGAAACCGUCGCUUCACGCUGGGACCAACUGCUGGGCACGGCGCGGAACCAGAAUGCCGCCCACCGCAACAACAACGAGAACAACACACCCACCACGACCUCAACCUCGACACUACUCUCCGACCUGCACGAGGACAUCUACUCGUCGUCGCUGCCGCCAAUUACGCUGCGCCUGCGGCCGACGCUGGGCCGCACGGUGGACGGGAUUUACGGCGACCCGACGCGCGGCUUCCGGCUGCUCGAGCGCAAGUGCCACGAGAACAGCGUCAAGGCCGACAUGCGCAGCCAGGAGAAGCACGUCCGCCGCGGCCAGCGCAGGAAGAACAUCCGCAUCCUGCGGUGGCGCAAGCUGUUCAUGGAGGGUUUCCGGAGCGAGCUGGGCACGAUCCGCAAGAUGAGGAAGCAGGGGUGGUGA
Messenger RNA from Fonsecaea erecta, 474 nucleotides. RefSeq lists its product as hypothetical. Gene Ontology annotation, cellular component: ribosome; mitochondrial small ribosomal subunit. NCBI's taxonomy places the organism in Eukaryota, Fungi, Ascomycota, Eurotiomycetes, Chaetothyriales, Herpotrichiellaceae. The transcript has a single exon. The coding region runs from base 1 to 474 and encodes 157 amino acids. Gene Ontology annotation, biological process: translation; mitochondrial translational initiation. The record is from RefSeq and is a predicted model, not a curated record. Gene Ontology annotation, molecular function: structural constituent of ribosome.